Messenger RNA from Jaculus jaculus (lesser Egyptian jerboa), 2537 nucleotides. It is a transcript of the gene Auh, whose product is annotated as AU RNA binding methylglutaconyl-CoA hydratase. The transcript has 10 exons. Gene Ontology annotation, biological process: fatty acid beta-oxidation. Gene Ontology annotation, cellular component: mitochondrion. Gene Ontology annotation, molecular function: enoyl-CoA hydratase activity. Bases 1 to 987 code for a protein of 328 amino acids. The record is from RefSeq and is a predicted model, not a curated record. NCBI's taxonomy places the organism in Eukaryota, Metazoa, Chordata, Mammalia, Rodentia, Dipodidae.
AUGGCGGCGGCGGGCGCCCUGCAGACAGGCCGCGCCCGCCUGCUGGCCGCUUGCUGCACUCGGCUCGCCGUGGGCUGGAGGCUUUCGGGCCCGUGUGCGGUCCGGCGGCCGGGCCCGGCGGCCUGGUUGCCCACGGCGGCCGGGGGCCCCGCCCUGAGGCGGAAUUACAGCUCCGAGGGGAAGACGGAGGACGAGCUGCGGGUGCGGCACCUGGAGGAGGAGAACCGAGGAAUUGUGGUGCUUGGAAUUAACAGAGCUUAUGGCAAAAAUUCACUCAGUAAAAGUCUCAUAAAAAUGUUAUCAAAAGCUGUGGAUGCUUUGAAAUCUGAUAAGAAAGUUCGGACUAUAAUAAUCAGAAGUGAAGUCCCAGGGAUAUUCUGUGCUGGUGCUGACCUUAAGGAAAGGGCUAAAAUGCAUUCCAGUGAAGUUGGUCCUUUUGUCUCCAAAAUAAGAGCAGUGAUUAAUGACAUCGCUAAUCUUCCAGUACCAACAAUCGCAGCAAUAGAUGGACUUGCUCUGGGUGGCGGUCUGGAGCUGGCUUUAGCGUGUGAUAUACGGGUAGCAGCCUCCUCUGCAAAAAUGGGCCUGGUUGAAACAAAGUUGGCAAUUAUUCCUGGUGGAGGGGGUACGCAGAGGUUACCCCGAGCCAUAGGGAUGUCUCUGGCCAAGGAGCUCAUCUUCUCUGCACGAGUGCUUGAUGGAGAAGAAGCCAAAGCCAUGGGCCUGAUUAGCCAUGUGCUGGAACAGAACCAGGAGGGGGACGCUGCCUACAGAAAGGCCCUGGACCUGGCGAGAGAGUUCCUUCCUCAGGGCCCCGUUGCAAUGAGAGUGGCAAAAUUAGCAAUUAAUCAAGGGAUGGAGGUCGACUUAGUAACAGGGUUAGCUAUCGAAGAAGCUUGUUAUGCUCAGACCAUUUCAACAAAAGACAGACUUGAAGGUCUUCUUGCUUUUAAAGAGAAAAGACCCCCUCGCUACAAAGGAGAAUAAGAGAAACAGCAAGUCAUUCAAUACCCUAUAAUUGCUUCUGGAAGCAUCUUUCAGAUCACCCUAUGCCUCGGCACCUGGAAUACAACCAAAGUGGAAAGUGAGCUGUAUGUAGUAUGAUAACCGCCUGGACAGGCUCAACCAUGUACUCAUGCAAUGUGCACCAUGUCGUGUUUAUUCAGAUUUAUAAAUCUCCCAGUAUAUAUUGUCAAAACAGAUUAAAAUUAGGUAUAUGUUUAUAAAUAUUUUCUGCAUAUCAGGCUUUCUGUUCUUAAUUUUUUAAUGUGAAUAAUUUAUAUAUUGCUCUCUAGAAAAUAAUAUUGAUUUUAUGUAUAUGUGCUGCAUUAAGAAAAUAAAAUUAUUUCUGUAUACCAAAAAUGUGAAGUUAUACCAAAUGAAAUCUCUGAAUGAUUAUUGUACAUAUGAACAGAGAUAAUGUAUGUUUCAACCUGAAAAAAAUAAUACUCUGAGUGAAAAUUACCAAAUAUAAUAAAAAUUAGUGUAAAGAAGACUUGAAAUUUUCUUUUACCCAUCCUUUUUGAACAAAUCACUGCAUGUUGGAGUUCAGAAGAGUUUUCCAUCUCACAGCUCUAGAACAGUGUUGGUGGUGGAGAAUUAGUCCAAUCAGGCCAGGACUGCAGUGCUGUGAAGCCACGGGAAGCUGGGCUCUCCUGCCAGCACGUGGCUGGGCCCGCUAGCAUGAAACGGCCUGGCCAGGAAGCAGUGGUUUGAGGCCCUGGUUAAAUGAGGUAGACACUGUCCCAACCUAGCAGUCCUUCUAACAGGCCUGCCAUGCCUUUGCCUGUAGCAGCCACAGCAUCUCUGAAAGCAGAGUUCUGAGUGUUUGAGUGACUGUGGCUAGGCCUGGUUAGGGCUGUGUGUGAGAUAGGAAGCCCACUGCUGAAAUGGAGAGCAGGCAAUCUCUCAGACAACUUCAGCUAGCUCUGCUUGACUUCUUCAAGCCAGCUUGAUAGCUGGGCCUGGUCACCCCAAAGACAGAACUUGUCCCAGGUAUUUGCUACAAACUGCAGUGUGUUGCACUGGCCUGCAGACCCUAUGCUUGACAGAGGGAGGGGGAAAAUAUGGGUGCUCCAGGGCCUCCAGCCAUUGCAAAUGAACUCCAGACGUGUGCACCCCCUUGUGCUUCUGGCUAAUGUGAGUCCUGGAGAAUUGAACCAGGGUCCUUUGGCUUUGCAGGCAAAUGCCUUAACUGCCAAGUCAUCCCUCCAGCCUCAAACUUACUUUUUAACACAUCACUUGUUAGUUUUAAAUCUAAAAUUCUCAAGAGGGGUCAUGGUAGAUCCAGCUGCCUGCUGGCUGGCCGUGCCUGCCCUGAUGAGCACGGUGGCUGCCACUGUCCCAUCCCUGCUGCCUUUGUGCCAUGGUGAGGGCUGCUUCCUUAUUACCUGUAGCUGAGGCUACAGACCUACCUGAUAGUUAACUGAUUGGUGUCAUGUAAACAGAGCUUAUUAAAGUUCACGCUUGGCUCCCUGGUGAGCAUAUCUGUUGGCAUGCAUGCUUGUUUACUAGUGGAGCUGCUGAGCUGUUCCUUU